Molecule: messenger RNA, 591 nt
Organism: Microthlaspi erraticum
Lineage: Eukaryota; Viridiplantae; Streptophyta; Magnoliopsida; Brassicales; Brassicaceae
Source: the annotation of a GenBank genome assembly
AUGUUCCUAAAGUGUGAGAUAGGAAACGGUAAAGAGGCUUCUUUCUGGUGGGUUUCUUGGACAGAUUUGGGUCCUUUAAGGGAUUUCAUUGGGCAUAGAGGACCGCGAAUGCUGCGUCUAAGUCUGGAGGCUAGAGUGUCUGAAGCGGUGAGAAAUGGAGACUGGUUUCUACCAAAUGCGAGAUCGGAGGAGGUUCAAGAGCUGCAGAUAAAACUCACGGCUUUGACACCUCCGGGUCCAGAUCGUGGGGAAGACAAAUAUUUAUGGCGAACUCCAGCAGGGACUUACGGAAAUAGCUUCUCUUCUAAGGGGACUUGGGAGCAGUUAAGAAACCCGUCGCCGCAGCUAGGUUGGACCAAGCUGGUGUGGUUCAAGGAGGCUGUCCCGAGAGCCUCUUUUAUCCUUUGGUUGGUCUGUUUGGAACAAGAGACCGUUUACUCCAAUGGGGUAUGUCGGUGUCUGAUCUCUGCCCGCUUUGCUUGGCAGCUCCGGAGACGCACCCACAUCUUUUCUUUGACUGUGGGUAUUCGAAUGCCCUGUGGAUGGCGUUUGCAUCAAAGAUCUGUGGGACUAGCACACCCACGAACAUAG